AGAUCAGGAAAGCCAUGUUUCCUUUGAGGCUUGUCAACAAAGUGCAGUUAUAAUCAGUAAAUGUGCACCAGAAUCACUGCCACCUUUUGUAAGUUGUGAGUGUAAUGGUCAGACAACAGAAGAUGAGACUGAAGAAGUCAGAGGAGAUGUGAGGGCAGCUAUUAGGUCUCUGCAGAGUGCAGCUACAGAGCAAAAGCUCCUAGAUAAAGAAGAUAUUGUAAGAGGUAAUGUCCAAUUGGCUCUGCAAUCUCUUGAGAAGUCUAGCUUAAAUGUAUCCAAAGGAGACUAUAAAGCUGCAAUGAUAUACAGGAAUUCAGGAAAGGCUUGUUCAGGGAAGAGCCAGACUGUUCAGCAGCAGUGUGUUGUGGUGUCUGUGCCUCCAUCUGACACAAAACUAUCUCCUUCAAUUUCAGUAACCUGUGAAGGACAACCAUCGGUUACAACACAGAAUUCAACACCCAACCCUGUAGCAAAUGGAAACUCUAGAUCAUCCAGCUCUGUGUGUGAAGCUCCACCUCCACUCCCUCAAAAGACAAGUGAGAAACCCCAGGAGCAGAAGCCAGCUUUACCACCAAAGCCACAAUGGAUCAAAUCUGUAGUUGUAAAAGAUGAGAAUAUUUUAGCUGCUCCCAACGCCCUUUGCACCAUAACAGACAACACAAAAAGCGUAGAAAUCUUUCCAAAACCAAACAAAAGCUUUCCCAAGCCCUCUCCAGAAAAACUUUCAGGAACCGUUACACAUGGCAAAACCAGUAAAGAGGCCUUACAUGAACACCAAAACUGUAUUGAAGCAUUCCACCACUCAAAUCCAACACAAGAAAGUCUACCAACCCACUCAAAGGUUCAGGAAAUUAAGAAGAAAAAGAAAAGACUUACAGGAAGCAAUUCAGAAGGCCUCGUCAUGAUGUUGAACAGCACUGAAAUGGAGAUGGACAGAAAUGUGAUACAGAAAAUCAAUGCAGCUGAGGAGAUACAAAUGUGCAUGAAGAAUUAUGCAGAAGAAGGUAAACAUGAAAUGAACAUGAGCCUGCAGUCUGCUCUACAUAACUUUGAGAGAAAACAUUGUGAGACUCAAGAGAAAAGAGCCCCUUUGUUCCCCAAGAGGGUAAAAGUGAUAAAUGAUAGCGAUAGUGAACAUAAACAAACCAACAAAUCCACAGCUGAGCAACACCAAUCACCUCCCAAAAAUGAAUGCAAAAUUGAUGACGCACAGCAAACAUCAGAGACCAAGACAUGCCAUGUACAGCAAAACGAAAAGACACCCAAACUUGAAGAUAAAGUUGUUUUAAGAGAAAAGAAAGUAAGGGAGACAGAUGACCAAAGACGACAAAGGCUUUCUGUCCACAAGGAAGAGAUCAUGAAGGGAAACGAGAAAGCGGCUUGUGAAAUCUUUGAAAAUUUGAGGAAACGAGAGGAACUCAAAGGAAUCCUUUCUCAAGUGCAAGAGAUGGAGGGAGAGACGUUACAUGAGACUGUCCCUGCGUGGAUGGUUACAACAGGUGGAAAUGCAAGGCAAAGUAAAACAGGGGAAAGGAAGGUUGAAGUAGAGACACAGGACGAUGACCUAGAAAGCAUCUCCUCAGUUGAGACAGCAUUUGAAGAUCUGGAAAAGGCAAGCAAGGAAAUAAUGCAUCUGAAGGAAGAAACAUUAGCAAAACUUCUUGACAUUGAAGAGACCAUUAAAAAGGCUUUGUACUCCGUCUCCAACCUGAAAUCUGAGGCUGACAUUGCAGGGUUGUCAGGACUAUUUGAUGAAUCUUUAAAAACUGAGCAAAGCUUUCAACCCGCCAACAACAUCAGGAAAAUAAGCAUUGGCUCAAGCAAGGUAAAAUCCAGUCACAUCCAAGAGGCAUCUGUGGGGAAUAUGCAAACCGUUUCGGACUCAAGUUCUUCCAAACAAGAAGUGCGCAGACAAGUCCGCAACAAGCCACUCAUCAGACAGUCCUCAUCCCAGUCUUCCCCAUCAUUCAUCUCAAUUCACUCAGCUGCCAGAAAGCCUGUCGAACAACCAAAGUCACCAAUGUCAACAUUUAAACCAAUAACAAAGGGUGAUUCUGAAAGUUGCCAUGAGUCUGCUGUACCGUUAAAGAAUGAUCACAGCCCAGCACAACGCAAAGUCAGUGUGCUCGAAGUGAAAACUGUUCCUGAGCAACCCGUAGGAAUAGUUGGUACAAAGACAGUCAGUGAAACAUACGAAGAGACAGAUGGCUUUGGUAAUGUAUUUGUUUCUUCUGUGACUUCCACAUUUGUCACCAAACAGUCUGAAAGUAAACCAUCAGCACUGUUUGAAGUGGUGGGGAAUCCAGCAAAAUACGAAGUCAUCUCAUCCCCAUUAAUUCGAAGAUCUGCUCGCCCUUUUGAAGAGAAAGUGUUGAGCACCGCCAACAAUGAAGGGACGGUGUUUGUAACAUUUAGCCAACCAAAGGAAAAGCACUAAUUAGGACAAAAAGUGUGUUUCCUGAAUUUUAAUUUUAGGAAAGCGGUUUCUUCAUUUGUGUAUUUAUUACAAUUUCUGAAAAGGUUUUGUCAGUCACAAAAUUGAUUAAAUGAAAUUAUGGAAAUGUUGACAUUUAAUUAAAAUUUGUUGUAUAGAUUUUAUACUGUAACCAUGUGAUAAAGUGUUAAGUUCUUGUAUUAAAGCUAAGCAUAUAGUUGAUACUGUAUUUUCUGUUGUGUAAAUUGUCAAAUAAAAACAAUUUUAAAAGAUGUGAUUGUAA
Molecule: messenger RNA, 2717 nt
Organism: Eleginops maclovinus (Patagonian blennie)
Lineage: Eukaryota; Metazoa; Chordata; Actinopteri; Perciformes; Eleginopidae
Product: xin actin-binding repeat-containing protein 1-like
Exons: 1
Coding region: 299-2437 (712 amino acids)
Biological process (GO): actin filament organization; actin cytoskeleton organization
Cellular component (GO): stress fiber; focal adhesion
Molecular function (GO): actin filament binding
Source: RefSeq, a predicted model, not a curated record